Culex quinquefasciatus (southern house mosquito) is the source of this 4720-nucleotide messenger RNA. It is a transcript of the gene Lerp, whose product is annotated as cation-independent mannose-6-phosphate receptor. NCBI's taxonomy places the organism in Eukaryota, Metazoa, Arthropoda, Insecta, Diptera, Culicidae. The record is from RefSeq and is a predicted model, not a curated record. Gene Ontology annotation, molecular function: signaling receptor activity; D-mannose binding. The coding region runs from base 907 to 3609 and encodes 900 amino acids. Gene Ontology annotation, biological process: lysosomal transport. The transcript has 8 exons.
GCGCCCUUUUUGUUUUGCACAACACGAAAGAGGAAAACACGCCAAAGAAUCUGCAAAGCAAAACAAAAACGCCGUCAGUUCGGUUCGAUUUCGAUCCGGAGCGGGUUCUUGAACGGUCUCGGUCGUCGCGAGUGAGUUUCUUCAAAGUGUUUUCUAGUUGAAGUUAUCAAUUAUCACAAGACUGCGAAAUAUUUGUCGGUUCUUUAGAAUCAGUCAGCAGUGGAUUCAGCAAAAAGGUCCCUCUCUCUCUCUUACACUUUCUUGGAGUGCUGAUGAAUCGCCGACUCAACGCGUAGCAGUGCAGAGCCAGCAGAGAGUGUUCGUCACAGCUAACUGAACCAAAGAGUGCGGCACGGUACCACAACUAAACAACAUCGCGUCGGCAGUAGCUUAUAGUGCGGUCGCAGGUGGUUUUGAACGGACGUAAUUGCGAAUCGAUAUGAAAUCAGGAAGAGAGGAAAAUUAAGGGAUUUUUUAUGCAUUUUUUGAAGAAAGGUUUGGAAAGCUGAUUUGAGGAAGAUUUCAGUGCUCAAAAAGUUCAUAGUGAGGCCGUUCUUUGUUCAAAACAAGGUGCACUUGAUGGAUAAGGCUCUCUUAUCAGUGGUUCACGUAUUUGUGUCAACCCCGAAAGGUGUGUAAAUACUAAAUUUACACCACACUUGGUGGUAGUCCGCUCUAUACACGUGUGUAUUACGCUUCAUAUAGCUAAAGGUGAACUCGUCGUAGAGAGAGCACACUUGUUGAAAAUUGUUUGUGAUACAAAUCGCGAUAGAAGAUCGAAAACCAAAAGGCAAGUCUGCUUGAGGAUGGUGCUAAUUUAGAAAACAGCUCAGUUCUAGUGAAAACAACUCAACAUUAGCACACACGAAAGUAGUUAGGAGAAGACACAAGGUCGCGUGAAAAACCAUGUCAAUAAGUGGAGGUGAUGGCCAUGGCCGUGACGGCUUGGCGGUGGAAAAAUCGAUAGUCCUCCCCCGGCAGGCGCCGCCGAGGAGGACAACAACGUCGAAAUUGAUAACAACUUCUUCGGUUCAGCUGUUUCUGACGGUGGCGUUGGUGGCAGCGGUGGCCUUGCUUCCUGCAGGAUCGCUCGGGAGCAGUCUCGUCCUCAACAGCAAAAACUGCCUCGUCCAGGAACCGCUGUACAACAUCACCUUCAACCUCACAACGCUUGACUCGGACCUGGUGCACCACAUCAAAUCGGACAUUGGUGAAACGUUCACCUUCGACGUGUGCGACCACCUGAAGCGGCCCUGCAACGGCGUGUCCGGCGGUGCCGCCUGUCUUCUGCGCCAGGACAAAUCUGAGGUGCUGCUGGCCCGGGAAUCUACGCUGCAGCUGAUCGAUGGCCGGUUGCACUUUAACUUUAGCGGCGGGGAUGCCUGCAGGAACGGGAAGAACUACUCGCUGGAUAUUAUUCUGAUGUGCAGCUACGCGCCGGAACCGGAACCGAUGAGUGUGGUGCCGUACUCGGACGAUCAGUGCAAUUACUUUAUCUUUUGGCGAACGAAGCACGCUUGCGCGCCACUUCCGGAGAGGUUGCGGGCGAAUGAGUGUGCCGUGCGGGAUCCUUCCGGUCACGUGUUCAACCUGCUUCCGCUGAGUCAGCUAAACCAUCGAGUUCCGGAUCGGAAUGGGUCGCAUUUUUCCGUUACCGCUUGUAAACCGGUUCAUUAUGGCCACAUGACCAUGUGUCCGAUUGGGAGCAGCGUUUGUCACGUGAAUGACAGCGAGUCUGAUUAUACGAAAAAGUACCACGAUUAUGGACAGACGGACGCCAAUCCGACAAUUGAAGAGGGGAAACUCGUCAUGAAUCUCGCUUCCGCCGAGGACAAGUGCCAGAACUCGAAGAUCUUCUUCGAGUGCGACGAAGCGGCAACGGAUUUUGGGCCGGAAUAUCUGGGCAAGGAAGGCUGCACGCAUUUGUUCACGUGGCGAACGUCGUUAGCCUGCAAGAAGCGCGAGUUUUGUGCCGUCGUUGACCCGAACAGUGGGUUCGUGUUCAACAUGAGCUCGCUGGCUGGGAAGCAGAUUAAGCUGGUGGAGGCGAACAGGACGUACGAGUUUGCUAUUUGUAAAACGUCGGAUACGCAGUGUCCGGGAUCGUGCGAGAUCUCCUCGGUCAACUCCCAAACAGUUUCACUGGGGAACAUCAACGCCGAUCUCCAGUACAACAUUACCGGUGCGCCAUACCUGCGCUACGAAUCCGGCGCCGUCUGCAACCAGUCGAGCAACGUCCGCUGGUCAACCAAGAUCGAAUUCAUCUGCGAAACGGACAAGGGCCAGACCACCCCUCCGCCGAAGGUGGUCGAGAACACCGGAUGUGAACUGAUCGUACAGCUUGAGACGGAGCUGGCCUGUUUGCGAAACAUUUCCUGCUCCGCGAUGAACCUGUCGAACGACCGCGAACUCGACCUCACUCCGCUGAUUUCAUCUCAACGGAACUAUCUGGCCGAUGUCAACGACACGCUAACCGCCGUCAAAAAUAAGCAGCAAAAGUUCUUCCUCAACGUUUGCCGCCCUCUCCUCUCGGAGUUUGGCCUGGGAUGUCGCGGAGGUUCCGCGGCCUGUGUGGCCGAGCAGCGCCCCACAGACAAAACACCAACCAACGAGCUCUCACUCGGCUAUCCGGACGCAUCGCUGGUGGUCGUAGGCGAUCGUGCCCACCUCAAGUACCUACGCGGGGAUCACUGUCCGCAGGACAACGCCACCGACCUGUCGACGGAGAUCGAGUUUUACUGCGCGCCCAAAGCGGGUCACGGCAACCCGAUCCUGCAGGAAAUCCUCCACGACUGCCACUACCGGUUCGAGUGGCCAACGAACGUGAUAUGCCCGGGUGUGGUGGCGGAGUUCCGACCAAAGGCCUGUGAAGUAUUCAACGCUGAAACGGGUGCUACGAUCACGCUGCAGAAGAUCUUCGCUUCCGGGGAACUGCAGGUCAGCCCGAGCAAGGGCAGCGUUUCGGAGGAGCUGAAGCGCGGGAAAAUCCAACUUUGCGAUAAGAAUUUGACGGCGCUGGUCGAUUACAAGGAGCAAGCGCUAAAAGUGCACUUUACGGCGAAGGAUCCGAGCUGUGAGGGGACGGGAGGGAACAUCAACGUUAAUCUACACGUGGCCUGUGCUGCGAUCGAGAACUUUGAAGUAAACGAGCAAACUCCCUGCCAUCUGGUGGUGACGCAACUUUCGCCGCAGAUUUGUGACCUCGUUGGAGCUACGGCAGCGAGUGAUGGCGCAGGUAGCAGUACGGAGAAACCGGGUACGCCCCCGCCAACCAAGGGAACGUCAUCGACCACGACGACGACGACGCCGGACCCAAAGGACCAUGGCGGGGAUCCGAAGCAUCCUGCGGUGACCGAUGCCACCCCGGCGGAGGGUUCUUCUGGGGGAAGAGUUGGCGUCAUCCUCGCCGUCCUCACCCUGGUCUCGCUGGCCGGCGCCGGUGGUUUCCUGCUGCUGCGCAACCCGGAACGGCGCGAGUACCUGCGGUCCCUGUUCCGCGGCCGCAACGUGCUGGUGCAGUAUUCGAGGGUUCGCACCAACGAGGAGGCCAGCCUGUUGAUGCAUCCGCCGGGGGCCCUCUCGGACAGCGACGAUGAGAUGCUGAUUUAAUCUGUGCGCGUGUGUAUGUGUGUGUUUUGUGAUUUUCAACCAAUCCAUUUUACAUCGAUUUAAAAAAAAAAAACAAAUAUUGAAAGAUACGCGCCCGUCGCCUUACUCGCUGUGUGAUGAUUAUUACCACUAAAUUAAAAAAAAAAACACUAAACUAAACUAGAAAAGAGAGAAGGAAAAAAGCUGCUAACGUGAUUUGACCAGGAUUGCGGUGAGGGUUCAAAUGAAAGGGUGGAAGCUGGCGUGUUCUUUACAUUAGUCAAUUUCUUUCUAUUAUAAUAUUAUAAAUCGCUAACAUGUAAUGAGCGAGGCUCAAUGUUGUUUUUCUAAUGAUUUAGUAAGAGUGAGAUUUCUAGUUGAUUAAAGCCGAACUUUUCUUUAGCAAAUAUUAAUUUGAUAAAAUUUACACUUUUUCAUGAGAUUUUGCGCAAACGUCUUUGAAUUCCAAGUCAUUUAUCAAACUAAGCAGUUGAAAAUUCUACAUAUUUUUAAUCCGAUUUUAAGACUUGAUUUGUCAACUUUUCAACACAAUUUAAAUUUUAAUAAACAUUUUUAUUUGCAAAUUUCGAUUAAAUCGACAGUCUUCAGAUCACUAAUAAAUCGGUGGUUGAAAUAAAUAUUGGUUAAAAAUUGUCCAAAUUAACUAUGUUCUUCAAACAAGUACGAAUCCUAUUGUCCUUACUAACCUUUGAAAUAACUACUACAAGAUUUAACUUGUUUAUACCGAUCCGAUUUUUUUGCUGAUUCACAUGAAAAAAAGUUUUUUUUAUAAUUUUACUGAAUUUAUGUUACUAGAUUAUAAAUUUUAAGAAUUCCUUUGGAAUAUUUCUAUGGGUUUGACACAACUUAUUAUUUGCUUUUCAUUUAUUUAUUUUUUACAAAAAAAGUCGAAUGACAAAAGGUUGAAAGGACAAAGCGUCGAAUGUGGACAAGUACUUUUUUGGGUUUUGAAAAAAUGAAACAUUGUUUAAUAAAUUCAUUCAAUUCAUUAGACAACCAGUUUUGGUCGUUUUCUGGGAGAUCCGGCCGAAUUGUCUAAGUUAUAAUUGUAGAGAGUGUUUUGUAACAAAAUUUUCGAUCGUAACACAAUUUUCUAUCCGAUCAACCAUUU